UUUUAAAUUUUCAAGAGCUUAAGUUAAAAUUGCAACUUUGAAUGAAAGAUUUUGCUGACAACAUUAAUUUUACUUAAAAUGUUAUUUUUUCCAUUAUUAUUUGGCACAAAUUUAAAUGAAUGUGUUGCCUGAAAUCUACUGUCCAUAUCUUUAUUUAAAUCAUAUGCAAUGUUUUGUAAAGUGAAAAAUUUCUGUAGUCUACAAUUUCAAGGGACUAAUUUCCUCAAUUCUCUAAUUUUUUAUAACCAACAGUUGUCACAACAUUUAUUAUUAUAGUUAGUACUUUAAAGUCAGUACGGUGCCUUUUAUUAACUGGUGCCGCUGUGCAAUGACCAGCCUGCAUACCUAUUUGCACUGGUCCUGAGACUACCUAAUUUAAAUUUGCCUGGGAGCCAUGAAACUAUAAUCCGCCACUGAGUAUGAUAUUCUGAGUGGUUAGUUAUCGGAUAAUGUUGGUGUUGGUUGGUUAUUUGUGGUGUAUCCAGUGUGGUGAGAAGUUUGAAGAUUUAAAAGUCACAUGAUUUGUUGAUAAGAGAGUGGUUUGAAAUGUAAAAUUGAACAUUUACAAAUUCAUACAUGGUAGAGGAGUCUUCUUAAAUACUUGUAGAGAAAAUCCGUCCAGAGUAUUCCUUAGCGUUUUAUGAGAAUGGGGCUACAUAGGCAACUGCUAUAUCACAGGUUGACUAUAUCAUUUUCAUACAAAAGUAUUUAUAAAUGUUUAUUUUCAUCAAGUGAUCAUAAUACAAAAUAAAUUCCAAAUUAAAAUUUUUUGUUGUUUCUCAAAAUCAGUCUGCAUACUAGGUCUAUAAUUUUUGAUUUUACAGACCUAGUAUGCAGGCUGCUAGUAUGACCAAAACUGAAAAGUACAUAUAUUUCAGUAUAUGCUAGAACAAACAGAUGCUAUAAGAAAGUUCUAGAACCAAUUAUGUUCAUUCUAACAUAGGCCACUGUUCAUUAAAAUAAAUAUAAAAUCAAGAACUUAAUAAUUUAAUUAUUUUUUUGCUCUUUCUGCCCUACAAGCACUAAGACCUUUUUCCACUACCUAGGGCUGAUCUGAAGAAAAGCAGGGCUUGGUGCAAGAUUCUCACAUGGGGCCUUGUGGAAAGUCAAGUAAAAUGCUUUUUUUUUUUUUGACAGUUAACUACAUUUUAAAAUGAGAUUAUUAUAAGAAUAAAAAAGACACACAAAUGAUUUUUUAUUUAUAUGUAAAUAAAUAUUUAUGCUCGUUUCAUUUACCUUUCAUUUAUAUCUGUUUUAUAAAUUUAUUUCAAAUUAUAUAGAACUUGGGUAAGUGCAGGGCUAUGUGCCAGUGCACCAUUUGCACUGCCCUUAGGCUAGCCCUAUUGCUUGGCCGUAAUAGGGUGGCUGGGUGGUGAGGAGGGACCUGACAUAAGACAACAUAAAAAAUUCCUGGUGAGCUGCUUGCCUGGGUUCAAUCAACAACACCUAUAACUGAAGACCUCGGGACUACAUAGCAAAAGAUGCAUGACAUCAUCAAGAGUUGGCCAAGUAGUCACCAUUUCAUCAUUGUCAUUCAUACAAGUUCUUCAUAUAUUUAGUACUUUUAAUAUCUGAGAUGGUGGUGUUUAAAUGUUGUGCCCCAAGAUGCAGAGGAAAUUAUAAAAAUGGUCCAUGUGUUUCAAUGUUCAAAUUUCCCUCCAAUUCUGAUAUUAGGAGAAAAUGGAUUCAUGCAUUAGCAAGAGAUUUCAAUCCAACUGCAAAUACUUGUGUUUGUGAAUUGCACUUUGCUGAUGAAGACAUUAUUAAACAUUCUGAAUAUUAUGAUGGAAAGUCUGGAUCACUGUUAAAGGUUCCAUUUAAGUAUCCUAAACUUAAAGAUGGUGCCAUUCCAACAUUACUUCCAGAUUAUCCUUCCUAUUUAUCAUCUCACAUUACUGUAAGAGAAGGGUCAGAAGAAAAAAGAAAUUGUCUUGAAAUGGAAAAUAUUCAGAAAGCUAUGAGAUAGCAUAAAAAGCCAAUCUGAAUAUGAUGGAGGGAAAAAAGAAAUGCUUAGUAAACAUUUCUGAUACUUGGCAUGAUUAUAUUGAUAAAAUUGUUUUUGCAUAUUUACAGACAGGUCCAAUAACAAAAUCUGUUAUAAUCAAUAAAAAUUUAUUGGUAAAAUUUCUUUAAAAAAGUUAGAAUAUCAUUUACAUGUUGGGGAAAAUUAAAGUUAUUAACUUUUUCUGUAUUUCAAGAAUAAUAAUAAUAUGUCAAUUAUCCAAAUAGUGAAAACAAUUCAAUAGAACUUGUUGAAAUAAUUUACGAUUUAUUAAAACAGCUUCAGAGCAACAUGAUAAUGAGCAUCAAUAAU
Molecule: messenger RNA, 2314 nt
Organism: Centruroides sculpturatus (bark scorpion)
Lineage: Eukaryota; Metazoa; Arthropoda; Arachnida; Scorpiones; Buthidae
Exons: 2
Coding region: 1577-1966 (129 amino acids)
Molecular function (GO): sequence-specific DNA binding
Source: RefSeq, a predicted model, not a curated record